AUGGCAUUGAAGGCCAAAAGCAGUGAUAUAGAUGAGUCCUCUAAUGAUGAAGAUUACAAGAUGAAAUCCUACAUCACCUUGCAAUUCAAGAAAUUUAUGAAAAAUGCCAAUGCAAAAGGAUUCAACAAGGACCAAAAGCAAUCUAGUUCUUCACAAUUCAAGAGCCAAGAUAAAGGGAAGAAAGACGCUAAGGAUGGCGUCACCUCUGUUGUUGGUGGGAAUAAUGAGACAGACCGGUCUCUUUUGUCAAUGGCAAGGGGUUACCUGUGGUCGUCGACAUUAGAGGGUCACAGUGUUGGACCUGCGAUCUUCGAAACUCGUAGGCUCUAUAUCACCACAUGUUGUGGUACUAUAUCAUAUGCAGUUAUUGGUCUCUCACUCUCACCAAUUGCUCUAGACUUUUCAGCCAACAAAUUUACUGAUGUCCUUCCUAUAGAAUUAUUGAAUUUGUCUUAUAACGAUUUUGAUGGUGAGGUACCAACAAAUGGAGUUUUCAAAAACACAAGUGCAACUGUGAUUAAGGGAAACAUUAAGCUCUAUGGAGGCAUGCCUAAGUUUGAUCUUUCUAUAUCUACAAAUGCAUUCUCCACCACUAAUUUAAUUGGUGUGGGUAGCUUUGGAUCUGUGAAUAGAGGAAUUCUUGAUCAUGAUAGAUGUAAAGUUGCUAUCAAGGUGUUCAACCUUUUGCACCAUGGAGCUUCAAAAAGUUUUAUUGCUGAAUGUGAGGCUUUGAGAAAUAUUAGACAUUGGAAUCUGGUAAAGGUAUUCACAGCAUGUUCAGGUGUUGACUAUCAGGGUCAUGAUUUCAAAGCAUUGCCUAGCAAUGUUCUUCUUGAUGAUGACAUGAUUGGACAUGUUGGUGACUUUGGGUUGGCAAGGUUCCUUCGUGAGGCCACCCAAAAGUGUCUUGCUAAUCAAUCAAGCUCUAUCGGAUUAAGAGGAACAAUUGGUUAUGCUCCUCCAAAAUAUGGUUUGGAAAACGAGAUGUCAACAUAUGGUGAUGUCUAUAGUUAUGGCAUACUAUUAUUGGAGAUGUUCAUAGGAAAAAGACCUACUGAUAACAUUUUCAAAGACAACUUGAACCUUCAUGAUUUUGUUAAAGGAGCAUUGCCUGAACGAGUCAUUAACAUUGUGGAUCCUAUUAUCCUUUGGGAAAGAGAAGAUAUGGAAACAAUGACAAAUGAUACUCACAUUCAAAGUCAGAUAGAAAGUCCCAAAAUUCUAGGGUGCUUGAUUUUGAUAUUUGGAAUUGGAGUUUCUUGUUCUAUAGAAUCUCCUAGAGAAAGGAUGAACAUUAAUGAUGUUGUGGCUCAAUUGCAUUUGAUUAGAGAAAAGCUCCUCAGAACUAGAAUACGCCAAGAAAGACUUCAACAUAUAGAGACACCUUUGCUUUGA
This is a messenger RNA of Quercus lobata, 1395 nucleotides long. Its product is annotated as receptor kinase-like protein Xa21. Bases 1 to 1395 code for a protein of 464 amino acids. Gene Ontology annotation, molecular function: protein kinase activity; ATP binding. Gene Ontology annotation, biological process: protein phosphorylation. NCBI's taxonomy places the organism in Eukaryota, Viridiplantae, Streptophyta, Magnoliopsida, Fagales, Fagaceae. The transcript has 8 exons. The record is from RefSeq and is a predicted model, not a curated record.